AUGGAAGACAAUCUUGCGGCAGAAAUUGCGCGAAUAGAGGCGGAGUUGGAAGCGGACCGACAGCAGCGCGAAAAACAACAACAGCAACAACAACAACAACAGCAGCAGCAGCAGCAUCAAAUGAGCAUGCAAAACAUGAUGCCCAGCUUUGGUGUAUCCGCAGUUCCACAACCAAUGCAACAUCAACAUCAACAUCAGCAGUCACAACAACAGUCACCACAGCAAAUGGGUGUAUUGCAUGGGCAAGUCAGUGGUUCAACAUCACAUGCGCCUGGUCAACCUCACCAUUUCUCAAAGGAUAGCGAUGGGCGAUCCAUUUUUGUUGGAAAUCUUCCUAAAGGUGAUAAUGGCGGACCCACAACCACGCCAGAGGAGUUGGCGCAUUUAUUUGCCGACUGUGGUCCCAUCCUCAACUGUACGUUACUGCGCGAUCGCACAACUGGUGAGUUGAAGGGCACGGCAUAUGUUGAAUUUUCCACUUACACCGGAAUGGGUAAAGCUAUUGAUACUAAAAACAACACCAUGUUCAAGGGUAGUACUUUAAUUGUAUGUUGA
This is a messenger RNA of Trypanosoma brucei brucei TREU927, 555 nucleotides long. Its product is annotated as RNA-binding protein, putative. Lineage: Eukaryota; Euglenozoa; Kinetoplastea; Trypanosomatida; Trypanosomatidae. The transcript has a single exon. Gene Ontology annotation, molecular function: RNA binding. Bases 1 to 555 code for a protein of 184 amino acids. The record is from RefSeq and is a predicted model, not a curated record.